Messenger RNA from Darwinula stevensoni, 985 nucleotides. The record is from the annotation of a GenBank genome assembly. NCBI's taxonomy places the organism in Eukaryota, Metazoa, Arthropoda, Ostracoda, Podocopida, Darwinulidae.
AGGCGCAAUGAUAUUCCGCAUUCGAAAUUGGACGAAGUGAAGGCUAAAACGCGUAUGUCCGAACGCCGUUAGUCCGCAAUAUCCCAAUACGCCCUGGCCUAGCGAUGUGCAUCCACUGAACUCGCAAUAACAUAAAACAAGAGGUGUCAGAACAUCAUUUUGCUGGAUUUGACUGCAACAUGAGAAUUCAUCGUAUGAACAAGCCUCUCAUCGGUUAUAUCGGUCCAAGAUGUGGCGAACGAUUAGUUGACAUCCUACAAAGAGAAACUCAAGAAAUCUCUUCCACGAGUCGUCAAUGGAGGAACUCGUUGCCUCUCAUGUGUUCACAGCGGAGAAGAGCGUGAGGGACCGUAUGGCGAAGGUCCUCACUCUUUUCUCGGAAGAGCUGGAGCUCAUCAAUUUCGAUAAGGUCUUGCUCGACCUACGCGGUAAUGAGAUUGUUACUCACAGGGAGUACCUCGCCGUCGCGAAGACGAAUGAUUCCAAGGAAAAGGUCCUGUUUCUCCUGGAAUGCCUGCCUCGAAGUGGAGACGGUGCCUUCCCCGCUUUCGUUGAGGCUUUGCAGAAGUGGGAUCACGUAGACCUAGCCGAGAAGUUGAAAGAUGGCAAAAGUUCCUUUGUGGAUGCCCUCUUCAAUUACGUUGUUGGUGUCACUUUUGAUGAUGACUUCAGGUUCACCAUCACCUCGCCGAACGAAACUAAUCAGGAGGAAAGUUUAACCAAGACUGUGACAGCGUACUCGUUGGGAAUGCAAGAUAUCAAGGGUUCUCGUUUUCGCUGGCCCCUCACAAUCGUAGAUACUCCUGGGUUCGGAGAUAUAGAAGGGAUCGAAGAGGACAGAAAGCGGGGUAUGGAAGACGAGAAACAUGGCAUCAUAUUUAGGCUACACGAUGCAUUCAAAGGACACAAACGGACGGCCAUUAAACCCUAUAUGCCAUAUAUCAGAGAAUUCUUUGUGAUCAUGUCUGAGGACUCAGAAGUGAAA